Messenger RNA from Magnolia sinica, 659 nucleotides. RefSeq names its product subtilisin-like protease SBT3.11. The transcript has 3 exons. NCBI's taxonomy places the organism in Eukaryota, Viridiplantae, Streptophyta, Magnoliopsida, Magnoliales, Magnoliaceae. The record is from RefSeq and is a predicted model, not a curated record. Bases 112 to 465 code for a protein of 117 amino acids.
AAGAGCACCGGAUCAUUUCUCUUAAUCGGUAAUCCCGCGGGGUACGCCACCGACCUCAGAUUUACUCACUCACGAAACGAAAACAACGGAAAGAAGAAAGCAGUAGAAGAAAUGAAGAAGCUCUUCGCCUUGUUUCUGCUGAUAUCGUCGAUGCUGAUGGCCGAAGCUGGAAAUGCCGAAGACUCCUCGACCUCUUCACGUUCGGUGCACAUCGUGUACACGGAGAGACCCGUAGGAGGUGAAGAAGAUCCCGAAGCCUUCCACAUCCGUACGCUGUCUUCCGUCCUCGGCAGCGAAGAGGCUGCGAAGGAAGCUUUGGUUUACAGUUAUAAGACGGCGGCCAGCGGUUUCUCUGCUAAGCUUACGCCCCAACAGGUUGAGGAGAUUUCAAAGCAACCUGGCGUUCUUCAGGUUGUGCCGAGCCAGAAGCUGCAUCUGCAUGGUGGACCUAACAGACUCCACUAGGUGAGGUAAAAUGGCCCCUGUACAUAUGGAUAAAUGGACCUGUCAGCUUCAACCGCCUUCCUCUGUUUCUCAUAUAUACAAGUAACCGCAACAGUAUGAACCAUGAACCUUAAAAUGAAUGUGUGAUACAAUAAACAACUUGUGUGUGAACUCUAUCAUUAUGGUGGUUGGAUUUUAUAGCAGGAGUUGCUACA